AUCAUAUCAAAGUUGGUUCCUCUCUGCAUACCUCAAUUAUCUUCUCUUUGUCCAAAAGAAAAUCUUAGCCUAAUAACAACCUUAGCCAUAUAUGGAGAACAAUAUUAAAAAAAAGAGACCUAUGUGUCUCUUGGAUUUGCCUGAAUCGACCUUGGAUUUCAUUCUGAAGCUCCUUUCUCCAAUAGAUCUUUGUAAAAUGUCAAAGGUGUGUGUCUCUUUAAAGGGUAGGUGUCAAAGUGAUGACUUUUGGAAAACAAAUAUCAAAGAGAAAUGGGGUAGAGUGAUUGGUGAAGCUGUUUAUAAGGAGUGGGAAUGGCAUAUAACAAUUGCCAAACAAGGAAAUUUGUUGAAUCAACGAACCAAUAAUCAAAUUGGGUCACUGGGUUCUUUUAAUGGUGUUUGGCCAAAUCUACAUCUUCGUUCAUAUUUGGAAGAUCACAAGGUCCUCAAUGGUCAACGGUCAAACAACUUCUUCAUGUCUUUGUAUUUCUCUCUAGACAGUGGCAUCUUCUGGUUUCCUGCUCAGGUCUACAAGGGGCUAAUGGUUCACAAUGCGUUGGUUAGCUAUGACUCUCAAUCUGAUACUUUUCAAGCAAGGUAUCAAAGUGGAGGUUGGCGAUGUCUAGGGAAGAAUAUUGAGUGGGAUAUGGUGAGGAUUCCCACACUUGAUUCACCUCCUUAUGCUAUGCACAUUUCUGACUGUUUAGACGACUUGAAACCUGAGGAUCAUAUUGAGGUUCAGUGGAGAGGAAAUACACAAUGUCCUUAUGAUUGGUGGUAUGCUGUUAUUGGUCACUUGGACGCGUGUCAGAAAGGAAUUUAUUGUCAGUGUCAUUGCAGCGAAACGUUGAUCGUGGAGUUCAGGCAAUACCCUGAAACAUCAGGCAUGAGACGAAUAAGGUUGUCUAGGAAGAAGUACGAGGAACAAGCUGAACGAACUGGCGGAUUCUAUGGAGGAAUUAGAAAGCUUCAUAAUGAAGAUGAGAUUGAAACAUGGAAGAACCUCUUCUCACGUCAAGUUCAGAUUUCGCCUGUGUUAUAUAUGCCUCCAGUAGCAGCACCAGUCCAAUUCUUCUAGAUUUUGAAGCCAAUCUCAGGGUUCAACUGCUUUAUUUGUGAAGGAAAUUAGUUGCAAUUGGCUUUGCAAAACCAAGCUGUUGAAGCUAACUGUUAUUAAAGAAACGUUGAUGCUGUAAUAUAAAUUUCACCCAAAAAAGGGAACAUUUUAAGUAACUGUUUCACGGAUAUUUGUGCAUUCAUACUUCAUAUUUUUACUUGACUGUUUUUCUAAAAUGUGUUAUUUUAUUUUCUCGUAUAAAAAAUUCUUCACUUACAUUUAUGUGUACGAGUAAUGAGUAAUGCUCAGUAGCAUGGACAGG
Molecule: messenger RNA, 1379 nt
Organism: Cajanus cajan (pigeon pea)
Lineage: Eukaryota; Viridiplantae; Streptophyta; Magnoliopsida; Fabales; Fabaceae
Product: F-box protein At2g32560
Molecular function (GO): protein binding
Source: RefSeq, a predicted model, not a curated record